Molecule: messenger RNA, 3887 nt
Organism: Paramisgurnus dabryanus
Lineage: Eukaryota; Metazoa; Chordata; Actinopteri; Cypriniformes; Cobitidae
Product: kelch-like protein 32
Molecular function (GO): protein binding
Source: RefSeq, a predicted model, not a curated record
GGUGCCAUAUUGAGCUUCGAAAACAUCCAUGAUCAACCAACAGCUGAAUUUCUCCUUUAUUUACCUGGGAAUGACAGAAUCUCAGAUGAUACUGUGACUCAGGUUUGCUUUGAUUGUUAGUUUUAUGUUGCGCUUUGUGUCAACCUAAGGCUAACCAAAGCCAACAUCUAGCAGAGCUUUUAACACAAUCGAGAAGAUGGCUGAUCCUUGGCAGAUUUUAGUUGGUGUCUUAAUGUAUUUUUGCACAUGGCUUAAGAAAUGUAUAGAGGAAAUUUGGAGACGUGUGUGCUUCAAAAGUAGCUGGCCUCAGUUCAGACAAGCAGAUGCUGAUAUUACAAAGCACAAGUCUGAAAACCAACAGGUGGAUGUCUGGAGAACACAUCAAGACUACAGGACCUACGGAAACCAGAACAGCGGACCAAUGGUGAUGGUGAAAACCAGCACACAUACAUUCUUUGUGGAUUUGGAGAAGCUUGCAGACUGCAGCGAGUACUUCAGGGCUUUGUCCCACUCCUGUAUGAGAGAGACAACUGAACGGCUGGUGAAUCUAGAACACGUUCCAUCUUUGGUCUUCCACAACCUUCUGGAAUUCUGCUUCCUACAGCGGUUCUGCGUUCCUGAGAACCUUCUAGUGGAACAUCUACGAGCGAGCAGCUACCUGUUGGUUUCCAGCUUCACGGAUCGUCUACUGAUCACCCUUUCUCAGGUCUUGACGGAGAACACCUGUCUGGGUUAUCUACAGCAAGCUGAGGAACUGUGCAGUGUGGAAAUUCAAGACACUGUACUAGCCUACAUGAGCAAGCAUCUACUGGAGCUUCCACACCUGAGUAAAGGCUUGGAUCCAUACCUUCAAACUAAAGUUCUCAGAUUCAGGUCAAGUGGAACUCCACAGUUGUGCUGCCUAAGGAAGGAGAACCUGAACUCAAGGAAUGACCCGGAAACAGAUGCUGCCCGAAAGCUUUUUAGACUGGAGGGAGAAGGGGAUUGUGGGAAAUGGAGUUCUGUCACCGAUCUGCCUUUUUGUGCAGAUAAGUGGUGCUUUACUACAGCUGUGCUACAUAAUUAUCUCUAUCUUAUAGGAGGGUACAGACAACGUGUGAAGAAAGGUUACGAAUUCAAGAUGGCAUCCUUCCGCUACAACCCUUUUACCAAUCAGUGGGUGUCGACAGCUCCUAUGAUUAAGCACAGGCGUCACUUCAGUGCAGCGGUGUGUGAAGGGAGAAUCUACGCUGUGGGUGGCUGGUAUCUGGAUUCACUCGUGACGCCUGACUCCAGUACAGGUGUGUACACCGCUGUGGAGGUGUACGAUCCCUGGACGGACACCUGGGAAUUCGUUUCUUCCCUCCCUCUGACGGAUUUCCAGUUCACCCUAUCUCUAUCCCAUGACUCCCCACUUACCACCAGUCUGGGGCACUGCCUUUAUGUACUGGGGAACAUCAAGAGAACCGGAGAGAAACUGGUGCUGCGCUAUGAUACAAGAGAAGAUUGCUGGUGUGAACUGCUCCCUACACUCACCCGAUCGAGCGCUGACCUCACCGUCCUGCACUUUUUGGGAGCCGCCAAUAAUCAGUUGAUUGUAAUCGGGGGUAACAAUACUAAAACCCUGAUAACAUCUUUCUGUGUGGAGUCUAAGAAGUGGGGUAACAUCAGAACAAUGAAGAAGAGCACUUUAAUCGGGCAGGGCGUCGUUCUUCAUAAUGAGCUCUACAUGUCUGGAACAAAGAACAACUCGAUGGUUAAAGUGAACCUGGAAUCUCUUUCUCUCUCUACUCUCCCUUCACUUAAUGUCUCCACAUGCUACGAAAGCCUAUUUCAUCUCUGCUUCUGAACAGCUGUAAUACAAACCUGUAUUUCCAUUUACAUUUGUGACCCUGUACCAGGGUCAUAAGGGUCAAACAAGUCAUAAGUAGGGCUGGGUAUUGGCAAGGGCCUCACGAUAUGAUACAUGUCACGAUACAGUGUAGCACGUUGUAAUACGAUACGUUGCAUAUUGCGAUGCAUUGCAAUACUUUUUUCUGCAGUAAUUAAAAAAACUAAAGUGCUUCCACACGUCAGCUUUGAAAGCUGCAGGGUUUUUUUCUUCUGCCAUUUUCUCACACCCGCUACCUUCUGAGACAUUGGCCGAAUGACCGUAUAUGACAGACAACCAGGGCCGGCGGCGAGGGGGGGCAUUCGCGUGCCAUGCCCCCCUACACAGUUUUUUAUUAAUUUAAUAUAUAUCAAGAAUAAUUCAAAUAAAUUAAACAUUGAAUGUUGAAUUAAUGCCUUCCAGAAAAUGUUCUUCUUUAAAUAUAUAAACAUACGAUAUACCAAAUGAAAGAAUAGACCCUCUGCUUUCAAACAAAAAAAAAAAAACGUUUCAUCCUACCUUUAGUGGUUCUUUUGCAAUCAGCUUUUGAAUAUGGGUAGGUUUUUGCAAAAACACCAUAUUUUGAGCAAAAAGCAGAGAUAAUUCCAUUUUUAUGACGGACUUUUCAUAUAGAUCCCAUUCAGAGCGAUCUUUAAAACAGACACGGACAUACAGCAGCUUGACAUAGGGCAAUACUUCCGGUUUUAAAAAGUUGCGGAAGGGCGCCACCUGGUGGAUAAUAGCGGUAUUGCGGAAAGACGGAAAAUCUCGUCAUUGGCGGGGAAGCGUUUUCUCUUAAUUGACAAGAUAUCUCGUCAAUGGCGGGGAAAGAGUUAAAUUAAAAUAGCCCAGUUUCUCUGAUUGGUUUUAUUGUGGCGUCUCAUGCGUCUUUACGUCUUUAGCAUAUUAAUGUGACUUGAUAAUAGCAACGUGUUUUUUCACGGCAUUUUAUGGAUCUUGUAAAAUAUGGAUAUUAGAACGAACCAGCACAGCCUGAUCCAUCCGACUUCAUGCAAACACCCAUUGGCUCAAACUCGGAGAUUAGAGGUCGAAGUUGAAUUUUCAAAUCUACAGGACACUGUUUUAAGGAAGUUUAAUGUUCAUACACGCCGGCUUCAGCUUUUUAAAAAAUAAGUUAGCGUUGUUUUAAAUUACGUAAGCUUAAAUGUGAAGUGUGGCUAAAGACCGUUAACAGCACGACGUGAUUAUGGUAAAGCGGAUUUUAGGACGUGGUGUGAGCUGCGCUAUAUUCAUUUCAAUGGCUUGCGCCACGCGAGGGUGGUUUGUUGUUGCGUCGAGCAAAGCGCGAGCACAGCGGAGCGCAAGGUUUGUGAUCUUCUGAUGAGCUGACAGUAUGUACCAGCUGUAUCAUAUGAGUGUGUGCUUGCACUGUAUUUGUUGUUUUAAUGCCUUGUUUUUGCAAGUUAUUGUUGCUAAUUGCGUGCCCCCCCCGUUGGAAGCCACGUGCCCCCCUGUUAGUUAUGGUCUGGUGCCAGCUCUGCAGACAUCUAGACAGCGACAACUAUAGCAGCCGCGGAGGAGGUCAUUUGACGCACACAGAGGGAUUUUUUUAAAUAUAUCGCUACUAGAGAUUGAAAUAUCGAUACACUAUUGUGAAAAAAUGUAUCACGAUAGUUGGCUGUAACAAUAUUUUUGAACAGCCCUAGUCAUAAGGGUAAUUUUUUAUAAAUAAUAAAUACAAACAAAUAAUCUUCCCAUUGCUGUAUGUAGGGAUGGGACGAUAACCGGUUUCGUGAUUAGCCACGAUAAAAAAUUCCUGGCGGUUAGUAUUAUCGUUUAAAAUGUAAUUAUCAUUACAACUGCGUUUGAUUACCAUGAUUUUGAAAACUCGCGGUAAAUCCUGUCCAGCCAGAAUCAGUUUGACACAGGCACAUGCAAUAUAAUUUUUUUUGCACAAAAAGGCAUUUAAGGGAUAAUGUAUUGUAUUGUAUUCAUCAUUCAUGGUAAACUUAUUAGAGAGAUUUAUUUAUUUUUUACCACAGAAAUAAUUUCAGGGACAUUCAAUUGUGAUUUUGAA